AUGUCUGAAGAGUCUCUUCUACGUAUACAACGUCUCGAGCAAGAAAAUGCCCAGCUCAAAGAGGAGAUCGCCUUACUAAGUCAUCAAAACUCCUCCGAUGAAAUCUCCUUGACUUCUCUGUCUACCUCCACUCUAUCUCUCGAAGAGUACAGAAGAUAUGGAAGACAGAUGAUCGUUCCGGACUUCGGAUCGUUGGCCGGCCAGCUAAAGCUCAAAGAAUCAAAAAUCCUAGUAAUAGGUGCCGGUGGCCUUGGAUGUCCUGCCCUCCUCUAUUUAUGUGGUGCUGGUGUGGGAACGAUCGGUAUUUUAGAUAACGAUGUAGUGGAUGUAAGCAAUCUCCAUCGUCAGGUGCUACACACCACAGAUCGCGUUGGUAUGCUCAAAUGCGAGUCUGCCAGGAUGUAUUUGAGCCUUCUAAAUCCACAUGUCAAUGUCAUCACUCACCCAGAACGUCUCACGAACGAAAAUGCCUUUGCCAUCAUUUCUCAAUAUGAUUUGGUGGUGGAUUGUACUGAUACUCCAGCAACAAGGUACUUGAUUAACGAUGUUAGUGUUCUCUGCGGAAAGACCAUAGUCAGUGGUUCUGGAGUGAAGUCUGAUGGUCAAAUCACCGUGCUAAACUUCAACAAUGAAGGGCCCUGCUACCGUUGUUUUUAUCCCAAACCUCCAAAACCAGAAUCUGUCUCGACAUGCGGCGAUGCCGGCGUUCUAGGGCCUGCUAUUGGGCUCACAGGUGUGGCACUCGCUGUAGAAACCAUAAAGGUUCUCACAGGGUACUAUGAUGGCGCAUUCAAGCCCUUCCUUUCCAUGUAUACCGCAUAUCCUCAGCAGGCCAUGCGAGUAUUCAAAAUGAGAAACAGACAGCCGAAUUGUGCGUCCUGUGGAGACAGUCCCGUCAUCUCUAGAGCCAGUAUUGAGUCUAACGCUAUCAACUAUGCUGCAUUCUGUGGAAGUGUCAACUCCAAUGUGUUGACCGAAGACUUGAGAGUUUCUCCUCGAGACUUCCAGAAGAUAUUCGACCAGCAGAACGUAGUUGUCGUCGACGUUCGGCCCAAGGAGCAAUUUGGCAUCACAAAACUCCCCAACUCUAUCAACAUUGCAUGGGAGUAUAAUCUUGCCAAUAUGGAUUCCAUCGACAAAUACCUUCCUGCCACGUUCGACAAGGAUGUUGACCAUGUGUAUGUGGUCUGUCGAUAUGGUAAUGAUUCACAACUCGCGACAAGGAAACUUAUUGAUCAGUUUGGUUUCAAGCACGUGAAGGAUAUCAAGGGUGGAUUGAACAAAUGGAGCACCGAUGUCGAUCCCACGAUGCCUAUUUACUAG
This is a messenger RNA of Sungouiella intermedia, 1323 nucleotides long. NCBI's taxonomy places the organism in Eukaryota, Fungi, Ascomycota, Pichiomycetes, Serinales, Metschnikowiaceae. The record is from the annotation of a GenBank genome assembly.